This is a messenger RNA of Sinocyclocheilus grahami, 2179 nucleotides long. RefSeq names its product dihydropyrimidinase like 5b (gene dpysl5b). The transcript has 10 exons. Gene Ontology annotation, cellular component: cytosol. NCBI's taxonomy places the organism in Eukaryota, Metazoa, Chordata, Actinopteri, Cypriniformes, Cyprinidae. Gene Ontology annotation, molecular function: hydrolase activity, acting on carbon-nitrogen (but not peptide) bonds, in cyclic amides. Bases 71 to 1120 code for a protein of 349 amino acids. The record is from RefSeq and is a predicted model, not a curated record.
CGAGAACGGAGAACUGGUGCACGAGGGGGCAAAAGAGGCAUUGGAUCUGGGCAUCAGUGGUCCUGAGGGGAUGGAGAUCAGUCGACCAGAGGAGUUGGAGGCAGAGGCCACACACCGAGCCAUAACCAUCGCAAACAGGGCUCACUGUCCAGUGUACUUGGUGAAUGUCUCCAGUGUGUCUGCUGCUGAUGUCAUCGCUGCCGCUCGGAUGCAGGGCAAGGUGGUUCACGCCGAGACCACACUGGCUCAUUCGGCGCUGUGCGGCAUGCAUUACUAUCAUCAGGACUGGGCUCAUGCCGCCGCCCACGUCAUAGCUCCGCCCCUCCGGCUCGACCCCAGCACCCCCGACUGCCUGAUGGGCCUGCUGGGCAAUGACAUCAUCAACGUGGUGGCGUCGGAUCACCGCGCGUUCAACACCAAGCAGAAGGCCAUGGGGAAGGAAGACUUCACCAAGAUCCCUCACGGAGCGGCCGGCGUGGAGGACCGCAUGAGCAUCAUCUGGGAGAGAGGAGUGGCCGCUGGUAAGAUGGAUGAGAAUCGUUUUGUGGCCGUGACAAGCUCGAAUGCGGCUAAGAUCUAUAAUCUGUACCCGCGGAAGGGCCGCAUUGUCCCGGGAGCGGACGCUGAUGUGGUGGUGUGGGACCCGGACGCCAGCCGGACGAUCUCGGCGAGCUCUCAGGUUCAGGGCGGAGACUUUAACCUGUACGAGGGCCAGCGCUGUCGCGGCGUCCCGCUGGUGACCAUCAGCCGUGGUCGUCUGGUGUGUGAGAGCGGCGUGUUCACCUGCGCUCAGGGCUCCGGGAGGUUCUACCCCAUGCGAUCCUUCCCGGAUUUCCUCUACAAGAAGAUGGUCCAGAGAGAGAAGACUCAGAGGCUGCGCGCCGUGGAUCGAGCGCCGUAUUCGGGCGACAUCGCCGCCGUAAACAACUCUAUCAGGAAGGAAUCCGCCACUCCGGAGGGCGAUGUUCCCAUGCGGGCAUCCACGCGACACGCGGGCGUACGAGACCUGCACGAGUCCAGCUUCAGCCUGUCAGGAGCUCAAGUGGACGAUCACAUUCCUAAGAGAUCCUCGGCCAGAAUUCUGGCUCCACCUGGUGGACGUUCCAGUGGCAUCUGGUAACCGUGGAAACCACAGAACCGUCUCCACGGCAACCGCUUCAUGUCCUCCUACACGUGUGAUUGAAACGAUUAAAUAUCGCCGUAAACGAAGAACUGGAUCGAAUCGCAGUCAGCGUCGCAUACAAAGUGCCAAUUCAGCUGAACUCAAACUGUGCCGCAUUACGAUAAAACCACCUAAAACCAUUAUAUACUCGUAUUUCCUGCUUUUGUGAAACUAAACAAAACAAAAAGUUUCGUUGACUUCCAUAGUGUUUUAAGCGAACAAAAAUAUGUCCCAGGAACGUUAUGAAAACAUAACUGAAUGUUCUCUGAGCGUUUCGUUUUUUAAAAUAUUUAAAAACAUUUUCUUUCUUGGUUAUGUCAAUGUUAAAGAAAACGUUAGGGUAACGUUUCACUCUAUAAUAUUUCAAACAUUAUGGGAAUGUUACUGUUGAAUGUUCUCUGAAGCAAGUAGUAACAUUCAGAAAACAUUAGACAAACGCCCAACUAAAACAUUCCAUUAACAAUGUAUAAAUAAGGCUUUUUGCUAACGUUCUGAGAGCAUUAUUAAAAAGCAGAUCAGUGAACAAGCGUUACUGGAGAGAACGUUCUCAGAAUGUUUCCUGUUAGCUGGGAUACUAUGGAAGUCAAUGGGUGCCGUCAGCUGUUCGGUUCCUGACAUUCUUCAGCAGAAAAACACUCAUGCAGGUUUUAAAUGACACGAGGGAGAGUAUAUGAUGAGAUCAUUUUCAUUUUAUCGUGUUGGUCGUUGUUCUCCAGAUCACUGUUUAUAGUUCGUGAGUAAUGAGGAGGAAACCCGUUAUGAGCUAACAGUAUUAAAAGUGACUGCAUAAUUCAAGUAUAAAUGUUGAAUCUAGAAUAACCGUCCGUGUAAAGCAAAACCAAGUGUGUUUUCCCUCCUGCUUCAGGAAACACGGGAACUCUUGUGCUGAGAAUCACGUCACAGAUCCUCCUGCCCUCAUUUAGAUGAGCAUUAGCUGAUAAUGUGUUCAUCCCAGAUCACGAGGAGUGUGUUUCUGCGUCAGGUUUGGAGAAAUGCAGCAGUGUCUCACUGCAAGUG